AUCCUUUGCUGGCAGAGUUUUGCCGCCUUUCCCCGCCUACGGGCUCCUGUCGAAUCAGAGGCGCCGCUGAUACCAGACGGUCUUUUGAAAUAAUUUCUCGCGACAAAGAAGAAUCCGUUUCUUGUCGAAGAGCGUCUCCCUCCCCACCGUCCUGUCUCCCUCGUGUCCUGUCAAGGGAUUUCGUGGACCAUGGAUGACCUCUUCGAUGUCUUUGAGGACCAGCCUCAAGGACUGAAGCCUGCGGACGAUGUUCAAAGACCGCGGCCGAAGAAAGACAAGACCAAGAAGCGCCAGGCUAAUGGGGAUGUGAAGGAGAAUGGUGCAACGGAAGAGAAGAAGGACGAGGCAGCGCUGUCUGCUCCGCCAGCUGCGGAUGCCGAUACUGACAUGACGGAGGCACCUAGCGCACAGAACGGGCAACCAGAACCCAAGCGACAGCGUCUCGAUCAAGAGGCAGAACCUCUGGUCGCAGACACGUUCGAAACAGAACAGGAACGUGAAGUCGCAGCAUCUGGUCUUGGAGAAACCGGUGAUGCAUCAAAACGGGUGGUGCUCUCGCACCAGGUCCGCCAUCAGGUCGCCGUCCCGCCAAACUACCCAUACGUGCCUAUCUCGCAACACAAACCGCCGGAGAACCCCGCAAGAACAUGGCCCUUCACUUUGGAUCCCUUCCAGCAGGUAGCGGUCGCGUCGAUCCAGAGAGAAGAGAGUGUCCUUGUUUCGGCCCAUACUAGUGCAGGAAAGACGGUGGUGGCCGAAUACGCCAUUGCGCAAAGUUUGAAGAACAACCAGAGAGUCAUCUAUACGAGUCCGAUUAAGGCCCUGAGCAAUCAGAAAUACCGAGAGUUCGCGGCGGAAUUUGGCGACGUGGGUCUGAUGACUGGUGAUGUUACGAUCAACCCAACAGCUACUUGUCUCGUCAUGACGACAGAGAUUCUCCGGUCUAUGUUGUAUCGCGGCUCUGAGAUUAUGCGAGAAGUUGCGUGGGUGGUCUUCGAUGAGAUCCAUUAUAUGCGCGAUGCUACCCGAGGUGUAGUCUGGGAGGAGACUAUCAUUUUGUUGCCCGAUAAGGUCCGAUACGUCUUCCUGUCCGCUACCAUUCCGAACGCUAUGCAGUUUGCCGAAUGGAUCACCAAGAUGCACAAUCAGCCUUGUCACGUUGUGUACACCGAUUUCCGACCAACACCCCUCCAGCACUAUUUCUUCCCCGCCGGUGCUGAUGGUAUCCAUCUGAUUGUCGACGAAAAGGGCGUCUUCCGUGAGGAAAACUUCCAGAAGGCCAUGAGCUCGAUCUCUAGCAAGAAAGGUGAUGAUCCUGCAGAUGCCAUGGCCAAACGGAAGGGUAAGGGCAAGGACAAGAAAUUGAACAAGGGCGGCACCAAGGGACCAUCGGACAUCUACAAGAUCGUGAAAAUGAUCAUGCUAAAGAACUACAAUCCCGUCAUCGUUUUCAGUUUCAGCAAACGCGAGUGCGAAGCCGGCGCUUUGCAAAUGAGUUCAUUGGCUUUCAACGACGAUUCGGAGAAGGAGAUGGUUUCGAAGGUUUUCGACAGUGCUAUUGAAAUGCUGUCUGAGGAGGACAGGAAUCUCCCGCAGAUCCAGAACAUUUUGCCUUUGCUCCGUCGUGGAAUCGGCGUCCAUCACUCGGGACUGCUCCCUAUUCUCAAAGAGACCAUUGAGAUUCUUUUCCAGGAAGGUCUCAUUAAGGUCCUUUUCGCCACAGAAACUUUCUCCAUCGGUCUGAACAUGCCGGCUAAGACAGUAGUUUUCACAAGCGUGAGAAAGUUCGACGGGUUUAGUCAACGUUGGGUGACACCAUCUGAAUUCGUGCAGAUGUCUGGUCGUGCUGGUCGAAGAGGUCUUGAUGACCGUGGUAUCGUUAUCAUGAUGGUUGGAGAAGAGAUGGACCCAGCAGUGGCCAAGGAAAUCGUCCGGGGCGAACAGGACCGACUGAAUUCAGCGUUCCACUUGGGCUACAACAUGAUUCUGAAUCUCAUGCGUGUGGAAGGCAUCUCACCGGAGUUCAUGCUCGAGAGAUGCUUUUAUCAGUUCCAGAACACCGCGAGCGUGGCAGGUCUCGAGAAAGAGCUUCACGAGCUGGAGGCACAGCGGGCCGAGAUGAACAUCCCAGAUGAGGGAACGAUUCGCGAGUAUUACGACCUCCGGAAGCAACUUGCAGGUUUCACGGAGAAUAUGCAGGACGUUAUUAGCCACCCCAACUACUGUCUUCCCUUCAUUCAGCCCGGAAGACUCGUGCAAAUCAAACACGGUGACUACGACUUCGGCUGGGGUGUGCUGGUCAACUACAAGGAACGGAGGGCUCCGAAGAAUUCGACAGAGAAGAUUGAAGAUCACCAGAGAUACGUGGUCGAUGUCCUGCUCAAAGUCGCCAAGGGAACCACCUCGGGCACGAAGACCCAUCAAGAUCUUCCUAAGGGAGUGAGACCGCCUGAGGAUGGAGAGGAAUCUCGCAUGGAAGUCGUCCCGGUGGUGCUGAACUGCAUCAAAGCCAUCUCCCAUAUCAGAAUCUUCUUGCCCAAGGACUUGCAGUCUCCGGACUCGAGAAAUGGAGUCGGGAAAAGCCUAGCUGAGGUGCAGAAGCGCUUCCCUGAUGGGAUCGCUCUGCUUGACCCCAUCGAGAACAUGGGGAUCAAGGAUGAUUCGUUCAAGAAACUGUUGAGAAAGAUUGAGGUUCUCGAGUCACGACUCCUUGCUAACCCACUCCACAACUCGCCUCGUCUGCCCGAACUCUACGACCAGUAUGCGAAAAAGCUCGAGCUCGGAACCAAGAUCAAGGCCACCAAGAAGAAGAUUUCGGAUGCGAUGUCCGUCCUGCAGCUUGACGAGCUCAAGUGCCGUAAGCGUGUCCUGCGUCGAUUCGGUUUCAUCAACGAGGCGGAAGUCGUGCAGCUCAAGGCACGAGUUGCGUGUGAGAUCAGCACCGGCGAUGAGCUCAUGCUCAGUGAGCUCCUGUUCAACGGUUUCUUCAACAAACUCACGCCGGAGCAGGUGGCUGCUGUUCUGAGCGUCUUCGUCUUCGAGGAGAAGACGAAGGAAACACCUGCUCUGACCAAGGACGAGCUGGCCCGCCCGCUCAAGGAGAUCCAGGCUCAAGCGAGAAUCAUCGCCAAGGUCUCCCAGGAAUCGAAGCUGGCCGUUAACGAGGACGAGUAUGUACAGAGCUUCCACUGGGAGCUGAUGGAGGUGAUUUACGAAUGGGCCAACGGUAAAUCCUUUGCGGACAUCUGUAAGAUGACGGACGUCUACGAAGGCAGUUUGAUCCGGGUGUUCCGUCGGCUGGAAGAGUGUCUGAGACAGAUGGCGCAGGCCGCCAAGGUCAUGGGCAGUGAGGAAUUGGAGAACAAGUUCGAGACGGCGCUCACCAAGGUGAGAAGGGAUAUCGUUGCCGCCCAAUCGCUGUACCUGUAAGCCUGGGAGACAUUCUUGGUAUCUCUUUAUUGUGCUGUGUACAUUUCUGUCUUUCUCGUUUGAUCCUCGUGGGUGCUUGUAAGGCAUAGCUUUGGCGUCAUGGCAGGUCAGGACCUGUGAGGCGGUUAACAGUAACAGGAAAAGCUCUGAAUGAAUGAAAGAAUUUUAGCCACUGGUCCAACGGCCAGAUCGGAAACCCAACGGUCUGAAUCGUAAGCGAGCUGUAGGUUAGUUAAAUUAGUUGGUUAAUUAAUUAAUUAAUAUUAAUAUCCACGUAGUGCUUGGGCGUUUGC
Molecule: messenger RNA, 3722 nt
Organism: Paecilomyces variotii
Lineage: Eukaryota; Fungi; Ascomycota; Eurotiomycetes; Eurotiales; Thermoascaceae
Product: putative ATP dependent RNA helicase
Exons: 2
Coding region: 190-3429 (1079 amino acids)
Biological process (GO): maturation of 5.8S rRNA; RNA catabolic process
Cellular component (GO): nucleus
Molecular function (GO): RNA helicase activity; ATP binding; RNA binding
Source: RefSeq, a predicted model, not a curated record